AUGCUUACGAUCUAUGGUAUUCUCGAGAGUGGCCCGGCUGUUUUCUAUACAUCAGCGGAUGCGUGUAAUAGUGAUUUCACAUCGCUCAAAUGUCCCCUCACCAAAAGCAGUGAGAAUAUGCUGGAGAUUACACUACCGGUGCCCAAACUACACCAUCAAAUCACACCAAUGAACCUGGAUGUGCUGUUGUAUUUGCAGGACACGGAUGGUAAGAAUAUCACGUGUCAGAGGUUCCCGGCUAAAAUUCAAUAA
Molecule: messenger RNA, 252 nt
Organism: Oppiella nova
Lineage: Eukaryota; Metazoa; Arthropoda; Arachnida; Sarcoptiformes; Oppiidae
Source: the annotation of a GenBank genome assembly